UGACGGUCCAGCCGACAAUUUUCAUUUAAAUUCUACCAAAUGAUUUGCCUACAAAACGGUCUAGAGAGGUACAGAGCCACAGCUUAGCAAACUAAGCGCAGAAAACUCUAGUGAUCUGGCGGUAUCCAAGCCAGUUCUAUCGACAUUUGUUUUCAAACGAGCUUUCCCGCUUAAAUCUGACGUUUCCCCAGUCCGGUUGUUUUCUUCAGUGCUCAGCGGGACUCCCGAGAGGGUAAACGUAUCCGAUUCUGAUAGAUUUUUGGAACAUUAUUUGAAUUUCAAAUUUAAAUUUCGAUUUUAUUUUAUUUCUCAAGAAACAAUGGAAAUAGUUACAGUUUUGAAAGCGGACAUGUAGUUUUAUAUGUGAAUAUGUAUAGAGUUAAGGAACUGAAGAAAGUUUAAGACUGUGAAAAUAGUGGGUUAGUGAUUCGAAAAUGAUAGGGCGCCUGAAGUCGACGUUUUUGUUUAUUUUCUUGCAUUGUUUUGGAGAUGUAACCAGCAUCGGCAACGUCAAGCUUCUUAUAGAGCCAUCUAUCGUCAAACGCAACGGCACUGCAGUGUUGACAUGCUAUCGCGAUAUGCAGGGGGCGCCACUGUACACAGCCAAGUGGUACCGAGGGAACCAUGAGUUCUACAGAUACACGCCCUUGGAAAAUCCUAGCACCAGAGUGUUUGGAUUACCUGGAAUUUUUGUUGAUAUGAACAAUUCUGAUGAUAAGAAAGUCGUCCUUCGGAGGUUGGAGCCGAGUCUCGCCGGCAAUUUCAGCUGUGAGGUCACUGCUGACAGCACCUUCUCCACCCAGACCGCCACUCAGUUUCUUGAUGUCGUGGUGACACCGGAGAGUCAGCCAGUGCUACAAGCAGAGAAGGAGAAGUACCAGCCGGGAGAGCUGAUGCGUGCCAACUGCACGUCCGCGCCCGCCAAGCCGCCAGCCAACCUCACCAUUUACAUCAACGAUGAACCGCUGCGUUCAUCCGAGACCACCUUGCACCCAUGGGACGGUGGGCUGUCCUGGGCCAGCGUGGGCGUGGAGCUGAAGGUCUCCUCGGAACUGUUCCAGGGCGGCCGCUUGCGUGUCACCUGCAAUGCAACCGUGUAUGACGUUUACAACGAGUCAGCCAAGCUGGACUUCUUCACUCCGGAGACUGACCCGCGUCCAGAAAGAAUCACACUUGGCAGCAACGCCACUAGAUGCCUCACCAGCUGGCUUCUGAUCUUCUUCAUGCUUUUCCUGCCCAUUGUGAUGGCUCAAGACUACGGCAUGUUCAACCAAGACGUCUUCAAUGAAGCCUAUGACAACAAUUUCGAAGAAAAUUACGAUGAUAACUUGUACUUAAUAGGAUCGACUCCUAAAAAGCCGCUUUUGUCACUUAUGGGGCAUUAAACUAGGUCAGCGCACAUACUCGUACGAUAAGAUUCAUACUUGUCUUACAUAUAGGUAAAUAUUGAAGUCACUGCAUCAAUCGUCUUUAAAAUAAUUGUAAUUUUGCAGGAUAAUGUAUAUUUUGUUGCUGCUGUUAUCUAGUACAUUUAUUCAUUUUCAAAAUUAAAACACCAUUUAGCAUAAGUAUGGCUGAACUGCAAAAAAAAAAGUUAAUUAAUUCCAUUGUAAUACGAAAAUAAACUAUGUAAAUUGUAUUGUAUUGAACUUAAUUCAACUCGUACACUGUCCUGUUAUCUUUUUUGUCUCUAUUGUUGACUUUAUUAUUUUAACAUAGUGUGUGUGAUACGACGCAUUGCUUUUAAUAGUAGGGGAGCCUAAGGGAGGUUUUGGGAUUAAUACAAGGGGUGAAUUGUUGCAUAUUUAUACAGGAUCGCACCUAUGACAGCCCAUCAGUUACCUUGACAAACUUGAGCGCGAUCGAUAAGUCCAUGAGGUGGCUGUCAAACUUGCUAUUGGUACAAAAAUAAGACGAUCAAAAUUCCUCUCAAGGCGCGGUAUCAAAUGUCCCGUCUAACUCCGAAUAGAAACACUGGUUCCCAACUUCCUAUUGAUGUCUCCGUAGCCUUCUCAUACCUCGAUUUCUUGAGGAUUGAGACUGGUUUGUAGAUACUCCUUCACAUUCCGGCAUGACCUUAUAGAAUCUGUUUCAUCAAUGGGAAGGCGACUCCGCAUGAAGUCCUUUUUUAUGAGGACGCUGUGUCGAGAUAGCACUCUUGCUUAUUACUAAAGUUAACGUAACGCCGCGGCCGCGGUCUGUGCAGUUAUGCUAUUUCCUGUUAAUCAGCACUUUUUUUAGGGCUUUGUCGAAAACGUGUUCGGCAUGAUCUUAGCUAGUAAAAAACUUCCGAGAAAGUUCCAGAGUCCGACCCCCGAUGUCUGAUUUGGACCCAUCAUUAAAGAUUCUUAGCUCAUGUAAUUGUAUGUUGUACCUUUUAUCGAAAAUAUCUUGUUUGUGAAUCCGAUCCAUGCCUGCCCUGAACAAAAAAUUCUUCAUAUACCUUUCCCAGGCAUGUUGUGUGCCAUGUGUGUUUUUGAUGUGUGCUAUUAAUCAGCACUUUUUUUAGGGCUUUGUCGAAAACGUGUUCGGCAUGAUCUUAGCUGGUAAAAGGGUAACGUAAGCAUUCGUCUGGACCCAAUGGUGAGCCAGUACUAGCAUCUUCUAGCCAGUUUAUAUACCGUAUCGGUACCUAGAGAAUCACUGUCGUCCACUAUAAAUUUUUUGUUUGUGGAACUGUCGGAAUGAAUUGUCGCCUGCGGUAUUUCUGGACCGAUACCACCUUCCAACCUUCAAUAUAAGAGCUUACUCCCGUCUUAAAGGCCGGUAACGCACUUACAACCCCUCUGGUGUGGCGGGUGUCCCUGGGAAAUGGUAAUCACUUACCAUCAGGCGAUUCGUCUGUUCAUUUGCCUCGUACCUAUGUCAUGAAAAAAUAUUACUUUAAUUUUUUUUAUCCCAUAUCAUCCCAUGCUACAUACAUAAAUGGUUAUAUCACAAAAGCAUAGCUUAGCACUGUCAGAGAAAGUAUUAUAUCUUAAGAUAUUAACUUUGAUCUAGCUCACAGUCUAGCAAAUAUGCACACCUCUAGUGUAAUAAAUUAUAAAAUAAAAAAAGAAACCAGGUGAUAGUUAAAUUUUCAUGUUAAAUAAUUUGCAAAAUAAUACAGUUUUAUUGCAGUAAAGAUAGAUAACAGGGUAAUUUCGCCGAAAGAAAAAAUAGAUACAAUUGUAAAAGCAAGCAAGUUCAAAAAAUUUAUAACAGUCACCCUUUUUCAAUAACUGAGUCCCAUAUUUUGUUAAAACUUACUCCGUGCAAAGAUUUAUUCAUCGCGCUCUGAUCAAAUUUUUGCGCGGGUGAAGUAAUUACUGAUAAUUGGAUUUAUCCUAACAGUGUAUUAUUAUGUUUUAUUAAAUUGUCAUUACUUGUUUUGUUGAAAAAUCGCCGCCCGGGAUUAUUUAUCUGAAGCCAGACACUUGGGUCCUAAACAGACAGGGAGUUGCGCAUUGGGGACACUUGAGGGGGUGGACCAUUAGGUUACUUUGUUGGUGCAGCACUGGUGAACGCGGGUUGGUGGAUCGCUCGAGACUAAUGUGUUGCUUAGCGAAAUUAUUUAACUACGAGCAUGACAAGUUGGGUAGUGUUAAGUACUGGACAUAUGCAAGGGAGGAGAAGGAGACGCGCGGGCGGCGGACAGAGCGCGACGUCUUCGCGACAGGCCGCGAGCGCCGCGCGGCACACACUCGGCUUCACAUACUCCACCGGCAACGGACGAAUACUGUAUUAGUUCUUUAUAAUUGCUUGACCGGGAUUUAUUUGUAAUUAAGGCGGAAUAAACCAGCCUAUUUUUAUACAGUCCGCAUUAUUAUUUUUACGUCCAGUAGGACCCUAACAGGUAGUUUAUACAAAAGUGUCCAAAUAUAAAGUAGGUAUUGUUGUAUCCCCGAUACAUUAGCAGCUUUUUAAAGAAGUAUUUUAUUGAUUAAAUCGGUUAUUUAUAUCUUCUCUUUUGAUCCUUUUUUUCUUUCUACUUCUUAAAGCGGGCUUGGGUAAUGGUUGUUCAUCACUAGGUACACAAAAUAGGUCACGUUCUACCUACGUAAAACUAGGUACAAAACUUAAACAAAUCAUGACCUACAUUCUGCGUAAAAAUAGGCACAUAACUUCAACAAAUCUUGACUUAAUCAAAUGUUUUAUCUUCGAGUAAAACUUGUGUACAUAGUUAACAGAAUAAAACAUACUAAAGUACAUAGUCUUAAGUAAAUUAAAUGUAAGAAAAGUAAAUGGAAUACUACCUAUUUAGCGUUUGAAAUUAUGAAUUAGUUAGGAAAUAUUGAUUUUCUUCAAAGAUUUUUCUAUGUAAUAAAAUAUUGUAUAUAAACAAACAAGGAAAUAAAAUUUCAAAUAUC
Molecule: messenger RNA, 4349 nt
Organism: Cydia pomonella (codling moth)
Lineage: Eukaryota; Metazoa; Arthropoda; Insecta; Lepidoptera; Tortricidae
Exons: 6
Coding region: 435-1385 (316 amino acids)
Source: RefSeq, a predicted model, not a curated record